UUUGGUUGUGGUUUACGGUGACUUCCGGGAUCUGGGGAUCCUCCAUUUUGCCAAAUUUGGUCCAUCGUCCCAGCUCGAUUUCUGCGUAGUUUUGGGGGUUUGCACGGCAGGAGAAGGAACGGGAAUGACUUUGACACUCCACAGAUACGGGUAACCCGCAAAACGCUUGACUUCCAGCCGUGGCUUGAGAGGGAAUCGAAGUACAACUCUGUGCCCCCCUCCCCUCUCUCGGCAGGGCUAUUUUUGACGGAAGUAAACGAGACCUGGGCGUAGCAGUCGUCGACAGAUGAGCUAGAAAUGUCUUCAUUCUAACGUUUACUACGAUUACUACGGCACGAUUUUGUUUAAGAUGACAGCGAGAAUGAACCGACGAAUGGCUAACGAAGUUUGCGGUGACUGCGGGACAGCAGAACCGGGAUGGGCUAGUAUUAACCGCGGGGUGUUGUUGUGUGAUGACUGUUGUAGUGUGCACAGGAGCUUGGGAAGGCACAUAUCACAGGUGCGGUCUCUCCAGCAUAGCAACUGGGCCUCCAGCCUCCUCACCAUGGUGCAACAGCUCGUCACCAGCGGAGCCAACUCCAUAUGGGAACAUUCAUUACUGGAUCCAGCCAUGGCCAGGAGUACCAAGAGGAAACCCUCUCCUAACGACUCCCUGAGCACCAAGGCUGACUUCACCAAGGCUAAGUACCAGUACCUGGCCUUUGUACACAGACUGCCAUGCAGGGAGGAUGACGACUCCACCAUGCAGGACCUGAGUAAGCAGCUCCACUCCAGCGUGCGGACGGGAAGUCUGGAGACCAGCCUCCGCCUCCUGUCCCUGGGAGCUGACGUCAACUUCUUCCACCCGGAGAGGGGGGCCACACCCCUGCACGUGGCAGCAUCCGCGGGGCAGACUGGACAGGUGGAGUUGCUAAUUGUGCACGGUGCGGAUCCCGGUGCCCUGGACAUCAACAGUAAGACACCGAUCCAGUGCGCCAAGGAGGCAGGGUUCAGCGACCUUUACGAGCGGCUGGUGGCCUGUCAGUUCGAGCUGACCGACAGGCUGAUCUACUACCUGUGCGGGAGGAAACCUGAUCACCUGAGCGGACAGCACUUCAUCAUACCUGAGAUGGCGGACAGCAGUUUGGACAGGUCGGAGUUGGCGAAACAGGCGCGGAAGAAGCUGCAGGCGCUGAGUAACCGGCAGUUUGAGGAGCUGGCGAUGGACGUGUACGACGAGGUGGACAGACGAGAGAUGGACGCUGUCUGGCUUACAACACAGAACCACAGUGCUUUAGUGAUGGACCGGACCGUGGUGCCGUUCUUACCCGUCAACCCGGAGUUCUCCUCCACCAGGAACCAGGGCAGGCAGAAGCUCGCCAGGUUCAACGCUCGAGAAUUCGCCACGCUCAUCAUCGACAUCCUGAUCGACGCACGCAGGAGACAACAGCCAGGGGGGCAGCAUGGUUCAGUGUCUGAUGCACCAAUGACAAGGGAGGAGAUGGCGAUGGCGCUGGGUCGGAUGAGCGGCUUCAGCGACGAGGAGCCCGUUUACGACAGCGUCGCUUCUGACGAGGAUGACCUUGAGAACCAGAGACUGUCUGACCCCAAAGGUCAAAGGGCAGAGAGCAUGGCCUCGUCUGACCUGUCGGACGGCCCCAUCACCCUGGAGGAGUACCUGCAGGUGAAGAAGGCGCUGGCGGCGUCGGACGCGCGGGUGCAGCAGCUGAUCCAGGUGAAGCAGCAGCAGCAGCAGGAGAUCAGCCUCCUGCAGUCCAUGGUGCAGAAACUCAUGCAGGAAAAUGCCAACCUGAGGACACAGGUGGCUUCAGCCCAGGCUGCGGCUAACAAGCAGGAGGGGAACGCUGAGAACAACAACAACUCAGGGUCGUCCAGGUCUGGCCGGGACAGGCCCAUCUCCAUGUUUGAAACUCGAGCUGCUCCUAAAGAGCUCAGCGCGUGGAAGGAAAUGGACAAGCUGCCCUCUACAGAGGACCUGGUUGCGGGGAUGCCCUCGAGCAUCCAGAGGGACAUCGGCGUGGCGGGGGCAGGGCCUCAGGAUGACAGUAAGGACAAACAAGCUAGCGACGCCGCGAGCGAUUACGAUAAUAACCCUCAGGACGAGCAGGAAAGGCAGCAAGGUGUGGAGGGAGGGGGCGAGGGAGACACUCCCGACCCCCUGGGGCAAGCCCCUACCCCCUCAGACAAGGAAGACGGGGAGGAAAGGAAAGAAGUGAACACAACAGGAGCUGAACCGGUGUCGCUGCCCUCUCAGGACGACGUCGUCCGCAAGACGGAACAGAUCACAAAAAACAUCCAGGAGCUCCUGCGAUCGGCGCAGGAAAGCAAGCACGACAGCUUCAUCGCCUGCUCCGAGAAGAUCCUCACCGCCGUGAGGGAGAUGGCCGCGCUCUUUCCGGAGAAGCCGCGCUCCGAGACGAUCCGCUUGUCCUUACAGCUCCUGACGAGCAGCGCCCAGCGGCUGCAGGUGCAGUGCCACCACACGGUGCCGACGGAACCAGAGGGAGACGUGGACAUGCAGCUGCUGACUCAGCAGGUUAUACAGUGUGCGUACGACAUUGCCAAGGCAGCCAAGCAGCUCGUCACCAUAUUUCAGUGAAGGACGUAUUUAAUAUCCCAUUUUAACAUCCCCAAAAGAAGCUUCCAGCUAUAAGACUCGAAAGCUUUAUUCUGCUGUAAGUAUUGACAGUCAAAAUACUUUAGAGAAAUUCAACAGAGAGUGAGCAACUAAUAUAAUCCCCUAAAGAAGCUUCGAAUUCCAGCUACGAGACUCGAAAGCUAUACUCUGGUUUAAGUUUUGACAGUCAAAAUGCUUUGGAAAAAUUCAACAGGGAGUGAGCAGUUAAUUCCAAAAGGAAGCUACUAGAUUAAUGUUAUGCUGGGUAAAGUUUUGACAGUCAAGGUAGGACCUGCAAUGCUUUUUGGAUAAUCAACUGCUGAACACAAAGUCCAUGCACAUGUGCUAUGUCAAAAUAAUUCAUUAAAAGACAGGCUCUCUGUUAUUAACAGAAGGCACAUUUGCAGCAAAUUAGUUGAACUUCAUGUCGAACUCUUUUUCAGUUUUACCAGAUACUGGGUCACUUUUUAUACCUGUCAAUUUUGUCUUUUGCUUUGUACAUUCUUCAGAUUGGCUGUUGAAAACAAACGGUAGAUGCCAGGAUUUCAGAAUAGAAAAACCUGAAAUAUUGAUGCAAUGGAUGUGAAUAUUCAUUAUUAUUGCAACAAGUAUGACACUUGGAGCAGCAGUCUUAUUAUAUUUUAUUUGAAGCAAGUUGUAGCUUUAGGAAAUCUGUAUUACAACUUUUUACAUUAGCUAUUAAGGAUCAAAACUGUCCACAAUUAUAGCCAUACAUAAAUUUGGCAGCAGGAAUAAAACACCAAUACAUUGGUGAGGGUUAAAUAUCAAAGAAACUACUCUAAUAGAACAUGAAACUUGUGCUCUCUUUAGGGCUACAUGUAAAUUUAUCUAUUAUGAAAACAGUGAGAGGUUACUUUAUACUAUGUUAUGCUAAAAUCGUCUGCUGACAGUUGGAAAAGUUUUCUUGCUGAAGUUUGAGAAUCACCCUAGACAUUGCAUUAUGUAAACUUGAAGCAUAUGACAAUAAAUAUGGAAUACAGUACUGGAAAAAUA
Messenger RNA from Branchiostoma floridae (Florida lancelet), 3631 nucleotides. Its product is annotated as ARF GTPase-activating protein GIT2-like. Gene Ontology annotation, molecular function: GTPase activator activity; protein binding. Lineage: Eukaryota; Metazoa; Chordata; Leptocardii; Amphioxiformes; Branchiostomatidae. Gene Ontology annotation, biological process: brain development; regulation of ARF protein signal transduction. The transcript is spliced from 12 exons. The record is from RefSeq and is a predicted model, not a curated record. Bases 350 to 2599 code for a protein of 749 amino acids.